Pararge aegeria (speckled wood butterfly) is the source of this 991-nucleotide messenger RNA. RefSeq lists its product as uncharacterized. The record is from RefSeq and is a predicted model, not a curated record. Bases 62 to 991 code for a protein of 309 amino acids. Lineage: Eukaryota; Metazoa; Arthropoda; Insecta; Lepidoptera; Nymphalidae. The transcript has 8 exons.
UUUAAAACUCAUUCCCAGUAAAACGAACCAUAAUUCAAAACCAUAAGCUUUUCUAAUUGUAAUGUUAGUUCCCGGAUGUGCUAAAAUGCAAGUGGAGCGUUUUCUCCCGCUGUCCAUUUACCACAGCAGCAUCAUUUUCAAAACUGGGAAAGAAUGCGUAGGCAUUCCUGAAGAUUCUAAAGAAGCAGAACCUGUGUUGCGUCAUGCUGUCGCUGUUCACCGGGCUGACAGGGUACAACGAUCACGAUCAUCACCCGAACGGAGGUCCGGCCCCCAAAGCCAGAGGGAACGCACGCGCAGUCCCUCAACUCGAGCGACCUCAGUAUCACUCGAAGAAGCAAUUCCCUCAUCGAUGUUCUACAACUACAGCAGCAUCGCCCCAGGCGCUGUCGCAUUCUACUCACCAGGUCCGCCUUCCGCGCCGAUGUAUCUAGUUUUUCUUCCGACCAAUCCUAUGACUUCGAUUGACGGUGCCAAAAAGUUCCAACCUACAAAGCAACAACCGAUAGCAAAGGUUACAAAGAGUAAGAAAUCGAGGAAGAUCGUGCGACACGUGAUUCAAGUCUUACUGAGAGGGGUUUACAAGGCUGUGACCAUUCGCGCUCAACCACCUGAAGCCGCCCCAGUCGUUGAAUCCACCCUGGCUGAAGACAGUUCCCCGAAAAAACCUAAUCCCACGUACCACAGCGUGUCAUCCCAAACGAAACCGAAAAGCCCUAUUAUAAGACAAGCUGCUGUACUGGCGGACGCAGAUGGUCUUUCUAUUUCCAGUGAAGAACGUUGCGUGGAGUAUGAAGAGUCGUGCGAGUGGACCGGCAACUUCCGCGCAUUGCGUGAUUCGCACGUGCGACUUGUGCUGCGACAGUUGCAGCAAUUGCGUGACAUCGAGCGACUUAACCGCACGCUGCUUCGAGCUCAUAUCACCUUACCCCAAUCGCAAACUGUAAACGUGACUCAUCUCGCUUCCUGUGUACCCCAGUCGAACGAAUAA